CCCUCGUGUUCAAUUAUCCCUUUUUUUCUCCUCCCCAUUUCGAUCCCUUCGUCAAACCCUAAUUUCCUGGAAUCGAGCCCCUCGAAUUCUCCCAAAUAGUGAUCUCUUUGCUCAAUCCCUUCUUUCCCAAGCUAUUCAGCUCCUUGUGCUCUUCGAUUUGAUCUCCGAUUUUGGUUUGUUUGAUCAGGGGAAGUUCGGGUUUGGGGCUUUGAAGUGAUUGUUCCGAGAAAUUGCUUGAUUCGUGCCUCUUUUGUUGUUUUGUUGAAGAGGUUUUGGUUUUUAGGGAUGCUUGGAUCUUGUUUGCGGAGUUAGUGGUAUUUGGUGUGUUUGUUGUUGUAGCGGAAUGGCGAUUGGUGGUUCUUUGCGAGUGCCCCAUGAGUUGGGGGUUUGCAGGAUGAAUUAUGACCACACUGAACGAUUCAAAGAUUGCGAGGGCUAAGCGCGGGGCUCCUGUGCUUAAUGUUUCCCUUUCUUCUUGCGCUUCGCAGCAAGGUGUUUGGAAUCUCCGAGUUUCAAAGAAGAUUUAUAAGUCAAUGCACCACUUAUCUCCCAAAAACAAUGUUUUCAUAUGCAGGGCUGUUGUUGUACCAAGCUUUGGAAAUGAAAUUCCUAUUGUCAAAAGUGCCACUGUUGCAUUGACAAGGUCAUAUCAUGCAUUUCGUGCUAGUCCUCUUGCGCUUCAAUUGAUUCCAGCAGUUGGGGUCAUCGCUUUUGCUGUUUGGGGUCUUGGACCUUUCUUACGUCACAGCAGGAACUUGUUUCUUCAUAAGAAUGAUAAUAAUUGGAAAAAGAGCACAACAUACUAUGUUUUUACCUCCUAUCUGCAACCAUUGUUGCUCUGGACUGGUGCAACUUUUAUCUGCGGUGUGCUGGAUCCCUUAGUUUUGCCUUCAACAGCAAGUCAAGUUGUGAAGCAUCGUCUUCUAAGCUUUGUAAGAUCACUAUCGACAGUAUUGGCAUUUGCAUACUGUCUAUCAAGUUUGAUUCAACAAACACAGAAGUUCUUUAUGGAGACAAACGACCAGAGUGAUACAAGAAAUAUGGGUUUUCAAUUUGCUGGAAAAGCUGUAUAUACUGCUGUCUGGGUUGCUGCAGUUUCAUUGUUCAUGGAGUUGCUUGGAUUUUCAACCCAGAAAUGGCUUACUGCUGGAGGUCUUGGAACUGUAUUGCUGACCCUUGCUGGCCGUGAGAUUUUCACAAAUUUUCUAUCGAGUGUUAUGAUCCAUGCGACCCGUCCAUUUGUUGUGAAUGAGUGGAUUCAGACCAAAAUUGAAGGGUAUGAGGUUUCUGGCAGUGUAGAGCAUGUUGGUUGGUGGUCCCCAACCAUUAUCAGAGGGGAGGAUCGUGAAGCAGUUCAUAUUCCUAACCACAAAUUCACUGUUAAUGUUGUGAGAAAUCUCUCCCAGAAGAGCCAUUGGCGAAUCAAAACCCACCUUGCUAUCAGCCACUUGGACGUUAACAAGAUCAAUAACAUUGUUGCUGAUAUGCGCAAAGUCUUGGCAAAAAAUCCACAAGUUGAGCAGCAGAGACUGCACAGACGAGUAUUCCUAGAUAAUAUUGAUCCAGAAAAUCAGGCCCUUCGGAUUCUUGUGUCGUGUUUUGUGAAGACCUCUCAUUUUGAAGAGUAUCUAUGUGUUAAGGAAGCAAUCUUAUUAGAUCUCCUCAGAGUCAUUAGCCAUCACAGAGCCCGACUUGCCACUCCAAUUCGCACAGUGCAGAAAAUAUAUGGUGAUGGAGAUAUCGAAAAUGUUCCAUUUGCAGAAACAAUCCUCAACCGUUCUGGAUCCGUCACUAAUCGUCCACUGCUUUUGAUAGAAUCCCCAGCAAGAAUCAAUGGUGACGAUAAAGUGAAACCUCGUACAACACCAAAGUCAAAUUCCGAUGAGCAAAGCACAAAGUCGUCGACCGGGGCAUCAGAUGCCAAGACCACAUCUGUCCCUGAAGCCACAUCCCCCGUGACCACAGAGAAGCAGCAGCAGCACCAACAGAAAAAGACAAAUGCAGGAGAGGUUUCACCUAAAAGCAGUAAGGCCGAGACAUCGGCUGCACCACCAGCUUCAAGUUCUACAACCAGAUCACAACUCGAAGGAUCAGAAUCAGUGGGUUUAGGACCCAAAUCAAGCAAUGAGAAGCCGCCGCCACCACCACCCACCUCAUCGGAAGUAGCCAAUAGUGAGAAGCCGUCGCCACCUGCAGCAAGGCCAGUGUUAGAAGAUAACAUCGUUCUGGGUGUGGCUCUCGAGGGCUCAAAACGGACACUUCCUAUUGAGGAAGGUAUGGGUCCUGCUGAUGCUAAGGAAUUGGCUGCCUUACGCAAUGGGAAUGGUUCUUCCUCGUCCACAAAGGAUAAAAAGGAAGGACCAGUGCCCCCGGUUCCUGGUGCGGUUGCCGGUGACCAGCGAGGUGAUCAUGAUAGGUGAUAAUAUCUUGGAAUAAAGAUACUCUUAUUAUUUUUUUUAAUGUCCACAUUUUUUUGGGGGCGUAGAAUUUGUGGUUGUGAAUGUACUCUGCUGCGAGGGGGAAGCUGUCUUUUUUCAGGCUUGAUCAGAUGCAAGCAGUAUGUAUAUGGUUUUAAUGAACACGUGUUUAACUGAAAUUUAAUAUGCCCCAGAUGUAUUCUCAUUGUAGCACGGGCUCAUCUGUGCAUGAGAAUGCACUCUCUGAUUCAAAAUUCUUCACCAAAUAGGCGCGGUGAAAGAUAAAUACAAUUGAUGUGUAAACAUUUAUGCCAAGUGGAUAAAUAAAUGCAAUUGUAUUAAA
This is a messenger RNA of Dioscorea cayenensis subsp. rotundata (Guinea yam), 2760 nucleotides long. Its product is annotated as mechanosensitive ion channel protein 2, chloroplastic-like. Lineage: Eukaryota; Viridiplantae; Streptophyta; Magnoliopsida; Dioscoreales; Dioscoreaceae. Gene Ontology annotation, cellular component: membrane. The record is from RefSeq and is a predicted model, not a curated record. Gene Ontology annotation, biological process: transmembrane transport.